CUCUAGGCUAUGCGAUCAGCAUCAAAUAUAGGCAGCUUGACCCCAUUAAGAUAGCCCCCUCUUCUCUAAUCUGGGAAGAACAAAGCAAACCAUGAUGUUGCCAUCGUCCUUGGUGUGUGAAGACUGGUGGAUGAAUGACGGCAUAGAUCGAGCGCAUUGAUUUUAUAGUGCCUGCCAGUGAAUAAGGGAAAGUCCCUCCUACAGUCAGGGCACAGCGAUGAUGUUCUUCUUGAAUCACUUCAGGCAACGUAUGUAGUCUAUACUACGGGCCUGCCUCGCCUCCGGUUGCACGCGCCGUGCAUGGACAGGCUCGGGACUGUCGGUGCUCAUGCAGUCAGCUGAGCCCGAGCCAUCUGCACCGGGUGCGUUUCGGUAUAACGCUAUUGUUAGAUUGGUCGGUAGGUCGGUUGUAGUUGGCUAGUAAUGGAGCAUGCUGCACGAGCUUUCGCCUCGGUAUUCGGUAGGCCUACUAGUCAACUACUGAACAAAAGCGCGCAAGGCGAUACAGUGGGAUAUGAUGUGAUGUGAUGCCGCGCAGGAUCACGGCGACAGUAGCGGUGGAACGGGAAUGCGCGCGACUACGGACGAGAAUCGCUGCUAGGAUACAGAAGAGAACAUGGGGACGGGGCCGCGCGAUGACUGACUGACUUUCUCCCCGUAACGACCAUCUCUGCAUACCGAGGGGUUCAAAAAAGGAAAGAAAAAAAGAACCGACCAGCCUCUCGUUGAAGGCGUGGAGGAUCUAUCGGAGAGGAUGAAUCCCGGGGACCCUGCCCAAACCGGACCCGGUGAAGCCGGUCAGGACGGGUUGGCUAAAGCAGGGGGUGCGCAGGGGGAGGGGGUGAGAGCGGUGGAUGUGCUGACAGUUCUGAGGGAAAAAGUGGCCUUUGUUUCAGGGGGCAGGGACAAGAGAGGCGGGCCCAUCCUCACCUUCCCAGCGCGGACCAAUCAUGACCGAGUGAAACAGGAGGAUCUAAGUAGACUGGUCACCUAUCUGUCCACCAUACCCAGUGAUGACGUGCGUGCCAGGGGCUUCACGGUGGUCGUAGACAUGCGUGGUUCUAAGUGGGAGAGCGUCAAGCCGUUGCUACGGACACUCCAGGAGGGGUUCUCCGCCCACAUUCACACGGCCCUCAUCAUCAAACCAGACACCUUCUGGCAGAAACACAAGACCAACCUGGGCAGCGCCAAACUCACCUUUGAGACCAGUCUAGUGUCGGUGGAGGGCCUGUCCAAGCUGGUGGACCCGUCCCAGCUGACCUCUGACCUGUGCGGUUCUCUGGAGUAUGACCAUGUGGAGUGGACAGAGCUACGGCUGGGCCUGGAAGAGUUCUCAGGGGCUGCUGGGCAACUGCUGGCCCAGCUAGAGCAGCUGGAGGCUGGGCUGACCCGCGUAAGCGAGGCCCAGGGCGUGGAUGAGGCCCGCAAGCUGCUAGAGGAGCAUGGCCGACUACGUACCACCGUUGCCACGGCUCCCAUCGAUGCCAUAGACCGUGAGGGGCGGAGCUUGCUCCAGCGCAUGCGGCUUGGCCCCGCCCACAGCGGUGAAGCUCCUAGUGACGUGCCCAGCAGUAACCAAGGUUACGGAAGCUGGUUGUCGGGCGGGGCUGAUUUCCAGAGUGUAGCUCCGAAGGUGGCUGCCCUGCUGGAGAGGCUCCAGACUGCCAGGACACACCUGCAGCAGAGCUGGACCGAACGGAAAGCACACCUAGACCAGACCUUACAGCUGCAUCUAUACGAACAGGACGCUGCCAAGAUGUCCGAGUGGAUAGCCCACAGUAAGGAUCUGUUCCUGCAGAGUCAGACAGAGGUUGGCCUCAACCACCAGCAUGCCCUGGAACUCCAGACCCAGCACCAGCACUUCACCAUCAACUCUAUGAACGGGAGUGUGAACGUGGACGGGGUGGUCUCCGUGGCGAUGCAGCUGUGUGAGGGGUGUCACUACGGAGCGGAGCGGAUCGCGUGUGUCUCGUCACGGCUACAGGAGGACUGGAAAGGGCUGACGUCAGUGCUGGAGGAACGCAGCAACACGCUGGUCAUGUCCACCGACUUCCACCAGGGGGCAGAACAGUUCCUGGGGCGUGUGGAGGGCUGGUGUGAGGCGUGUGCUGACGACUCGUUGCCGGCUGAGAUGGCGGAGCUGGAGGCGUCCAUACAACAACACCAGACGCUCUACGAAGAGAUAACAUCAGCCUACACACAGGUCAGUGAGAGUGGUAAAGCCCUAUUGGAAGUGCUUCAGCGUCCGGCGGAGCCUGACGAGUCUGGGUUACCAGCGGCAACCACUGACUUCACAGCCGCAACGCACGGCAUCAUGGGAGUUCUGCACGAGGUCAUGCAGGGUCACCAGCAUGUUGAAGGGGCGUGGCAACACCGCAAGCUCCGCCUACACCAGCGUCUGCAGCUGUGUGUGUUCCAGCAGGACGUACGGCAGGUUCUGGACUGGGUGGAGCAGCAUGGAGAGGUGUUUCUCAAUAAGCACACCGGUGUGGGGAAGAGCCUCCACCGAGCACGAGCACUGCAGAAACGCCACGACGACUUCCAACAGGUGGCCCAGAACACCUAUACCAAUGCUGAGAAGCUGCUGGAGGCGGCAGGCCAGCUGGCCCAGUCAGGGGAGUGUGAGGAGGGGGAGAUCUACUCUGCUGCUGGGGACCUGGAGCUCCGCAUGCAGGCCUUCAUACAGAGAGUAGAGCAGAGGAAGCUACUGCUGGACCUCGCUGUCUCCUUUUACACACACACCAAAGAGCUGUCAGUGUGGAUGGAGGGUCUCCAGAGGCAGAUGGCGGGGGAGGUGUGUGUGUGUCCUGACUCAGUGGAGGCUCUACAGGCUCUUAUCAGCCAGCAGCAGCAGCAACAAGCCAACACACAGGACGCCUCGCUCUCUGUCAUCAGGGAGGGAGAGGACCUCAUUCUACAGCUCAGGCCCCAGGGCAGUUCAGUGGGCCAUGUGGAGUCAGUGCUGCAGUCGUUGGAGGAGGCCCAGGUCCAGCUGGAGGAGCUGUUCCACCAGAGGAAGAUCAGGCUGGACGUCUAUCUGCAACUACGCAUACUACAGCAGUGUUCUCAGGAGGUGUCAGGGGAGAUGGAGGCAUGGAAGCAGGACCUCCAGAAGCAGGCCCAGGACAUCACCACAGAGAAGCUAACGCUAGCACAACCGCGGCUAGUGGAAGCAAACCAAGAGAAGCUAGCAUUAGCGCAACCGCGGCUAGUGGAUGCUAACCCAGAAGGGCUAACGUUAGCGCAGCAGCGCAUACACAGACACAUGGAGCGACGGCUAGCCAUGAACAACAUGACCUAUGAGGUCGUACAGCAGGGUCACGACCUUCAGCAAUACAUCACCGAAGUACAGUCCUCAGGUAUUCAGCUGACCGCUGAGGGGGAGACUGAUCUGUCCUCUCAGGUGGAGGGGCUCCAUCAGCUUCUACAGGACAAGCAGAAGGAGCUGCACCAGAUAGUCGAACACACACACACACACCUGGAGCAGGGCUUGCAGCUACGCCACCUACAGAGUCAGGUGAACCAGGUGCUGGGCUGGAUCAGUGAAGGAGAGGUGAUGUUGUCUUCCUGUAUGGUGAACUCCAGCUCUCUGUCCGAGGCUGAACAGCUACAGAGAGAACAUGAGCGCCUCCAACAGGCCAUAGAGUCUCUGCUUCAUGCUGACUCUCUCCAGAGGACCCACCAGGUGGCGCUGGCGCUGCAGCAGCGGGCAGAGCUGCUGGUGAGGGCGGGCCACUACGACCCAGAGGCAGUGAGGGCGUGUGCCCAGACGGUGGCGCUACACUGGCAGACCCUGAUGCUGCGGAUGGAGGACCGCCUCAAACUGGUCAACGCCUCCGCAGCCUUCUACCGGACCUCACAACAGGUAUGUGGUGUGUUGGAGAGCCUGGAACAGGAGUAUCGUAGGGACGAAGACUGGUGUGGUGGCGGAGAGAGGCAGGGGAGCAGGGGCCAGCCGGAGCACCUCAUUCCCCUCAUCAACAAACACAUGGAACAAAAAGAAGCCUUCCUCAAGGCAUGCACCCUGGCCAGACGCAACGCAGAGGUCUUCCUCAAGUACAUCCACCGCAACAGCGUUACUAUGGCAACCAUCUCCGGGCACAGUGCAGGCGCAGAGGUCACUGGUCACUCCCGUGUGCCUGAGCAGCAGGUCAAAGGUAUCCUCAGUGAGCUCCUGCAGAGGGAGAACAGGGUUCUACAUUUCUGGACUUUGAAGAAGCGUCGUCUGGACCAGUGUCAACAGUACCUGCUGUUCCAGAGCCACACCCAACAGGUGAGCAUUGGAUUGCUGCAACAGAGUGGUGAGCACUACCUGUCCACUCACACAUCGCCAGGGCAACCAGUGCAGAGCCAGGACCUGCUGGCUCAACACAGGGAAUUCUGCAUCUCGGCUAAGCACACUCAGGAGAAGGUGCACCUGCUGAUUCAGCUGGCUGAGAGCAUGCUGGGCAAGGGCCACUCCCACAGGGUGGAGCUACGGAGGUGCGUGUCGACGGUGGACAAGCGCUACCGAGAGUUCUCCAUGCGCAUGGGCCAGUACCGGAACACACUGGAGACUGCACUGGGAGGCUGCACUCAGGACAAUAAGGACCUGGAGCUGGAGCUCAUCCCCAACAGCCUCUCUGACUCUGACCCCGAAGUGAACCUGAACGACCCUAACCACGAGGUCAGCGACGAGAAGAGGAGGACGGCCAGGAAGAAAGAGUGA
Messenger RNA from Oncorhynchus kisutch (coho salmon), 4708 nucleotides. RefSeq names its product kalirin. Lineage: Eukaryota; Metazoa; Chordata; Actinopteri; Salmoniformes; Salmonidae. Gene Ontology annotation, molecular function: guanyl-nucleotide exchange factor activity; protein binding. Gene Ontology annotation, biological process: axon guidance. Gene Ontology annotation, cellular component: cytoplasm; extrinsic component of membrane. The record is from RefSeq and is a predicted model, not a curated record.